Monomorium pharaonis (pharaoh ant) is the source of this 4241-nucleotide messenger RNA. RefSeq lists its product as uncharacterized. The transcript has 9 exons. Gene Ontology annotation, molecular function: protein binding. Bases 845 to 3787 code for a protein of 980 amino acids. Lineage: Eukaryota; Metazoa; Arthropoda; Insecta; Hymenoptera; Formicidae. The record is from RefSeq and is a predicted model, not a curated record.
AAAGAAGGGGUAGAGUCCAGAGUUUCUACAUAGGUUGUGUUCUAAAUCUAAAUUGACUGCCAACGCUGCAAGCAUAGCGUCACAAAAUCAUGCUACAAAAAAUAGUGUUCCAAUUUUAAUAAAUACCGUGAAAAAGCAACCAUCAUGGGGAGGAAGGCGAGAGGAGGUGGAGGUCCGGAUCCGGGAGGCAUCAGGUGCCGGCGGAACAACCAUGGAUUAAUGCAGUUUCAACUCCGCUGUUGCGCACCAGUGUCGGGAAAUUUGUGUAUGCGGGAGCGAGACGGGCGAGUGCAUGCGGUGGGGGAAAGAACGAAAGAGCGGAAACACGCGCAGGAGAAAGACGCAAUGAGAGACCGUAGUAUGACGAACGCGAGGCAACCGGCGACGAUGGUGCGGGCAGUCUGCGCACGGACAUCGAUCGAGGUUCACGUUCCAUCCACUCCCCGAAAUUCCCGAUUGUUUCUCGAGUCGCGAUUACUGAUACGUCACAUAAGACAAGAAAAAAAGAUAGAGGAAAGAUAGAAGAAAGACAAAAGAAGAGAGAGAGAGAGAGAGAGAGAGAGAGAGAGAGAGAGAGAGAGAGAGAGAGAGAGAGAGAGAGAGAGAGAGAAAGAGAAAGAUAGAGCGAGAGAGGGCGCGGGGUGCACGCCGCGGUAUCCUAUGCGGCAAUCGUGAAUUGCGUGUGCCGUGACAGUGCGAUGACACCUGUGUCUUUCCGAGAGGAACGAACCGUCAGUACAGCAGCUGUGGGGGUGUUUUUCCGCACUGCACCAUAGGAAUUUUGUACAGCGACCAGAAGACGUCGAUCCGCCACUGUCUUCUUCGCGUCCGAAAGAGCUAGACGAUGUUUAAACGCUUGUCGAAGUCUCGGCGCCACAGCGCCGACGAUGUCGCCCUUUCUUUAUCGAAUUCGGCGGCUUCGCUGGGUGAGCUAUCGGCGACUCCGGUGUCGCGGACGAACAGUCAGGAUCUGGAAACCGCUACCUUGUUGAAAAUCUCCCGGACCAAAUAUACUCGGAGGAGCUGCGGCGACGCGGCUGCGAUGCAGACGCUGCUCGAGACGAAGCAAGACAGCGAGCAGGAUGUUAUCGAGGCUGACUAUCAAACGGUUACGGCCGUGCCGGCCUUCAUUGUCGAGCACGAUCCAAGUAAGCAACGAAUGUUGGGUCUAGGAAUUUGGGGUCGCAGGAUGGGCAAGAAGAUCGAUUCGUUUCGGCGGACUAGAUCUCGUGAAACUAUCUGCUCCAUCACGGAAAGGUCCGAUGAUAUUGAGUAUAAUGGCAUCAAUAAUAAUAAUAAUAAUAUCAAUAAUAACGACACUAGUACCAGCAAUAAUAACAUUGAAGUCCAUCGACUAAACAAGAUACAUGUGGACGAGAAAAUGAACAGAAAGUUACCCGCAGCUUGUCAAAGAUCUCCGUCUCCCUUCAAAUCAUUCUUCAUUCGAAUGGGUUCUACCGGCAUGCUUAACUCAACUAAAACCAACAAAAGAUCUCAAAAUAUCGAGGAGAGAACAACGAUGCCGGAUAAAGAGAGCCUGUUUAGAAGCUGCAGUACCAGUCAAUUAAAUAACAGUCCGACUUAUGUGAAGGGCGACGAUCCUUCAGAAGGUAUAGAUCUCCAAAUUGCCGCGCGAAAGGAUAAGACUGUAUCCUGUGACGACCUGGCGAGACAUCGAGGCAGUGAUCAAGGGACUCGCGCACGUGGUGAUCCUUGCGCUUCGACAUAUUCGCUGGGUAGUCCCUCGGUGAGCUUUAGCACCUGUGAUCUCGAGAAAACGAAAAACGAGUCAUUCAUGAGGAAGAGCAGUAGCUGCGACCUAAAGGAAGCGAAAAAGUCCAACUUCCCGUAUGCCUUUUUGCGAUCGAAAUUGUCCGUGUUACCAGAAGAACGUCACGGAUCAUUGGUUUCUAAGGACGACAGGCUGUUUAAAACCGCAUCGGAGGAACACUUUCCGACCUUGCAGAUUGAAGACUCUUACAUCAAUACCACGACUCUCGGACGGAAGAGAUCAAAGAUUGGAAAUGCCGUUCUCGAUUCCACGAGGAAUCGGGAGAACGUUUCACGACUGGGUCGGAAUUCCUAUGUGGAGUUCCAGAGAAAUUCCAGUAGAUAUGAAGCGGACAGGUACAGUUUGAAUGCCAGCCGUCUCGAACGAAUCGAAGCUGGACUUCAGCGGGAGAGUAUCGCUGGUUGCUACAGUUUUUUUGACGGGAGUUUAUUAUCUCUUCGGGAAAACAACGAGUUUCGACACAGCGAGGAUAUCAUACGCGACAAAACGGAUUUUGUUGUUGGCAAAAUCGAAACUGGAAUAACGGAGAAUUGCAAUGUCGAUCUCGACAUGAUGACCGCUAUUAGAAGCAAUAGACGGAAUUCUAUUUCGAGCUGCGAGCAGAGACUUUCGUCCCACUACGUGAGUUCGAAUGAGUCUGGCUAUGACAGCGACGGCCCGCGAGGUGAAUCUGUGACAGCCUUGGAGAACGAAGGACUUAAGUGCAAUUCGGACACUAGCAGCGUAGUGGACUCGGAGGGAGACAAGCCUAUAAGGAGUUCGACACCGAGCGAGUGCCAGGAUCAGGAAAACUCCCAGAAUGUUGGCAGGAUCAGGCAGAAUUCUGACGUGGAUGAGAACAGGCCGGACGCGAUUUCUCGGAUGAAUUUCGAGAGAAUAGACGGUCUCAGGUGGCAUCAGAGCGGAUCUGGGCGGAUGUUACCUAGUAUUCACGGAACAUCCUUCGAGGAGGAAGCCGUGUCACGAUUAGAGGACACUCCGCUUCCGAGCUGCGAGGAUAGAUUGAACCUUUUGCAGGAUACGGCAAAGACGCUGGACGUCUCGCCUCACCGUAUAAGGUUGCAGCAGGACAAGACAAGAUUUUUAAGCGAUAUUAUCCAACCUUUAACGAGGGUACGACGAUGUUGUCUGAUACAAUUGCACAAGAGAGACCCUAAGGAGAGUCUGGGAAUUCGAUUGGCGCAACAAAGAUUAGGGGAUCUGCGAUACAUCGUCGUACAGCUCGAAAGUGAAGGCAUCGCUCAUAGGGACGGUAGACUGAGAUUGGGCGAUGAGAUAGUCGAAGUCGAAGGUAAGGAAUUAAAAACGCUGGAAACUCUCGAGGAAGUUCAGGAGUUUCUGAGAUCUUUUACCGGUAAUACGGUGCGACUAAUGACAGCAUACGAGGAGACGGUGCCGCAAGUAUACGAGAAUCCGCCGCCAACCAUGCCCGGCGAGUACGAGUACCUGGAAAACGCAAAGAAUCUGUCCAGUAUGUCGUUGAUCGACACCGAAGCGAAUCACGUUUCUUCAUCGGUCGAGAAGAAAAAGAAGAAGAAGACGACGAUGACGACCGAUGGUGACGCGGAGUCACUUGAAUCAAAAAAGAGGCCCGACUUCCUGCCGCUUUCAUGUUUAUCUGAAAAUCAAAAGAACACCCGCAGCAACAUGGAGCCCGCUACAGAAUCGCAACACUAUCUGUCGAGACACGUGGCCAGAUUCGAGAAGGGCUACGGCAAACCCAGUUUGGGCUUCAGCGUCGUAGGUGGCAAGGAUAGCCCCCGAGGUGACAUGGGGAUCUUCGUGAGAAGGGUCUUUCCCGGCGGACAGGCCGACAUUUCCAGAUCGUUGUUUCAAGGCGACGAAAUCUUAAGUCUAAACGGACAAAUUUUGAAAGGCCGCACUCAUCAGGAAGUUAUCGAGUUGUUUAAGACGGUGAGAGAAGGUACAGUUGAAUUAGAGAUUACAAGAAGACACAGAUAUUCCAAAAGUACUGUAAAAAGUGCACCGUAUUAAACAGUAUGGAUAAAGAAGAAACUGCCCACCGGAAGUGCUCUUUAGAUUUAGAUUAAUCUACUAUCGUUCACAUGGGGAAAACGGCGUUUUAGAAUUCUAGUCUAUCAAAAGAAAUCUAUGACUUCUCAAACGUUUUUCUCUUACAUAAUUUAUUUCGCGCGGUAUAUUUUGUAACUGCCUUGUAGAUUAUUAGUUUUAAUUAUUAAUAGACUAUUCGCGUACUGUGGUAUUAUAAUUGUUAACGUCUUUAACGUUUAAGGUUUUAUACAAAUAACGUUAUAUGAUAACGUAGAACUUAUUACAUGCAUUUUUUAAUCAUAGAGGACAAUAAAAAGAUGUUCUUUAUAGGUACUGAACGGGGUAUCGCAUAUCCAGAUUAUUAUUAAUCAAACAAUUGUUAUUAAAUAACUGUUUUAUUUCUAGCGAAUUCUGAAAAUGUACAGUAUAUACAUGA